AGCCUUAGUGUUAGCAUAGUGUCAUUCAAAGUUAAGUCAGGAACUGAUUCAGACAUACCCACUUAUACUUAGGUACCUUGAAUUUUGAGAAUGGGUGUACCUUAUGAUAUAUCUUGUGAUAACCAUCUCGGGCAGUUGAUGCUCGAAAAGUUAAAACAGCAUCAAGAUUCUAUUUGUCAGAUCGAUGCAGCUACCGGUGAAGAAGAGACAUAUGCCUCAGUGGCAUCUCGAUCAAUUCAGCUUGCUAGAGCCCUCAGAAGGUUCGGCUUAAACCCAGGAGAUGUGCUUGCUCUGGGUGGUAAGAACCAUAUAGAUCUGCACAUUCCAUUCUACGCAGCUCUUUAUAAUGGCUUGCCGAUUGUUGGGGUCGACCCGUUUUACAAAUAUGACGAAGUUCGAACAUUAUUCAAGCUAACUCAGCCUAAAAUAGCAUUCUGUCAAUAUGAAUCUCUCGAUACUUACUCCAAAGCUGCAGCUGAUCUUGGUCUGGAUAUAAAGAUUGUUACUUUUGAACACGGAGAAUGUACGAUGGCAAAAUUUAUUGAUAAAUAUGAUACCGAAGAACCCGAAGAGGAUUUCAGGGUAACAGACUUUGAUACAGACAAAGUAUACGCAUUUUUGGUCAGCACUAGUGGUACCACGGGCAAAGUGAAAGUAGCAGCGUUUAACCACAAGCCUUUUAUACACAAAAUUAAAGGACUUCUAAAACUCUACAAUUACGACAAACAGCCCAAGAAGAGAGUAUUGAACUUGUCUCCAGUGAAUUGGAUAUCAAAUUACUUCAUGUCGGUAGGAGGACCCUUAUUUGGAGACACGAAAUUGCAAUCCUCCAUAUCAGAAGACUAUGACCAUAUUGUUUACAUAAUAAACCAGUAUAAGCCAGUCACGUGUCUGAUGGGACCUUCUUUGGUAACAUAUUUAGUGAGUCGAAAGGGAGAUGUUGACUUGAGUUGUUUCAAAAGCGUUACCAUCACAGGGUCAAAAAUAUUUCCCGAACUGCUGGCUAAAUUCAAGGCUAUUCUUGGAAAGGAUACAUUGGCCGUGGAGGCUUACGGCCAAACAGAGACGAUAGGUUCAGUCCUCGGUCCCAUUCCAAAUGGUCCCAGUGGCAGCUGUGGCAGACCUUUGCCGAUCUACGCUAUCAAGUUAGUGGAUCCAAACACUGGCGCAGAAAUUAAGGAACCUUAUGUAACUGGUGAGUUAUGGAAUAAGGGACCUAGAUUCACGGAAUACUACAACGAUCCAGAAGAAACUGCACUGGCUUUUUCAGAAGAUGGUUUUUUCAAAACAGGAGAUUUACUAUACAGGGAUGAAAAUGACAAUUACUUUUAUGUAGACAGGAUUAAAACUUUAAUUAAGUACCGAAAUUCUCAUAUCUUGCCUUUAGAAGUAGAAGAACUGAUAAGCACACAUCCAGGAGUAAAAGAAGUGUGUGUAGUUGGAAUAAACGAUCCUCUAGAAGGACAAAAGGCAGUAGCUUGCAUAGUGAGAAACGAAGAAUGCCAUGUUACCGCGCAGGAUAUCAAAGACCUCGUGGCAAGUAAACUGUCCAAAAACAAAGAAUUACGUGGUGGUGUAGUGUUCCUGGAUCACUUACCGCUAACGUCAUCUGGAAAACUUGCAAGGAGCAAAGUUCUGCAACUAGUUACUGGUAUGAAGAGAGAAUGAGAAUUGAAAUAAAUUUUAUUUCGACAGAUAUGUUUGGUACUGUAGAAAAAAAAUGUAAACAAGUAGGAUUAGCACCAGAGUUGUAAUAAUCGCAUUGCGAUUGCCACUAUCGCUGUUGUUGGCUAGCGCUCCUUAUAGUAAUGGCGACCGAAUGGUGAGCAAGCAAGUCACGUGUGGACAAAAGUGAAAAGA
Messenger RNA from Maniola jurtina (meadow brown), 1860 nucleotides. Its product is annotated as luciferin 4-monooxygenase-like. The coding region runs from base 91 to 1668 and encodes 525 amino acids. The record is from RefSeq and is a predicted model, not a curated record. NCBI's taxonomy places the organism in Eukaryota, Metazoa, Arthropoda, Insecta, Lepidoptera, Nymphalidae. Gene Ontology annotation, biological process: fatty-acyl-CoA biosynthetic process; long-chain fatty acid metabolic process. The transcript is spliced from 11 exons. Gene Ontology annotation, molecular function: long-chain fatty acid-CoA ligase activity.